AUGGCCCACGCCGCCGUAGCAGCGGACUCCAGUGCCGUCGACGCCGACGACAACAGCUUCCGGCUGCUGUCGGUCUCCUGGAACCAGGACAGAAGCUGCUUCACGGCGGCGACGACCGCCGACUUCCGCGUCUUCAACUGCGCCCCGUUCCAGGAGAGCCUGCGCCGCGUCUUCCCCAGCGGCGGCGGCGGGUACGCCAUCGUCGAGAUGCUGUUCCGCAGCAGCGUCUUCGCGCUGGUCGCCGCGGGGGAGGCCGGGAGGCACAGGGUCGAGCUCUGGGACGACAAGAAGAACAAGCGCAUCUGCGACAUCACCGGCAUCCGCUCCGCCGUCCGCGCCGUCCGGGUGUCGAUGGCCUACCUCGCCGUCGUCCUCGACCGGACGGUCAGGGUCUACGAGCUGGGCGACCUGGCGCGGCCGCUCUGGAAGAUCCCAACGGCGCUCAACCUGCGGGGGCUCUGCUGCCUGUCCUGCCACGCGGACUCGUCAGGCUCCGGCGGCGUGCUGGCCUGCCCCGGGACGGCGAGCGGGCAGGUCCGCGUCGAGGACCUGGGCAAGGAGCAGGCGGCGACGAGGCUUAUCGCGGCGCAUAGCUCGGAGGUCGCGUGCAUGGCGAUGACCACGGACGGGGCCGUGCUGGCCACGGCCAGCGUGAAGGGCACCCUCGUCAGGGUGUUCAGCACCAUGGACGGGACUUGUUUGCAGGAGGUGCGUAGAGGGGCUGACCAAGCUGACAUACAUAGCAUUGCUCUGUCGCCGAAUCUGCGGUGGUUGGCGGUGUGCAGCGACAAAGGAACCCUCCAUGUCUUCAGCCUGAGAGUUAGAGAUGCAGGUGGCAACCAAUCUGCCGCAGCAGGUUCAGUCGUGCAAACGAACACCGCAUCCAAUGCAAGAUCCUCCUUGUCUUUCAUGAAAGGGAUUCUGCCCAACUAUUUCAGCUCAGAGUGGUCAUUCGUCCAGUUCCGUUUACCUGAAACCACACGCUACGUUGCAGCAUUUGGAGAACAGAACACUGUGAUGAUUAUUGGGAUGGAUGGAAGUUUCUACAGAUGCGGCUUUGACCCUGUAAAUGGCAAGGAGAUGGUGCGGAAGGAAUAUUUCCGGUUCCUCGAGGAUAAGGACUCUCCUCCAAUUAGGACUUUAUCAAAGAAAAAACUUGAGCUUCAUGAUGUCUGA
Messenger RNA from Panicum hallii, 1176 nucleotides. RefSeq names its product autophagy-related protein 18d-like. The transcript is spliced from 4 exons. Gene Ontology annotation, biological process: autophagy of mitochondrion; protein localization to phagophore assembly site; protein lipidation. Gene Ontology annotation, molecular function: protein binding; phosphatidylinositol-3-phosphate binding; phosphatidylinositol-3,5-bisphosphate binding. Gene Ontology annotation, cellular component: phagophore assembly site membrane; cytosol; extrinsic component of membrane. The record is from RefSeq and is a predicted model, not a curated record. Bases 1 to 1176 code for a protein of 391 amino acids. Lineage: Eukaryota; Viridiplantae; Streptophyta; Magnoliopsida; Poales; Poaceae.